CUCUCAUCAACACUUGAAUAGUCAAAAUUUUUAAUUUUCCACGAGCGUUUUCGGAUACAGUUUGACCUUUGAUCAGAACUCGCCGUCACACGUUGUUCAGCUUCUAAUUCCUGUUCCCCUCUCCCAUUCUCUUACCCACUCAUCAAGCAGUGAAUCAUCUGUUGUCCUCCUUUCCUCGUUCACCAGAGCUGUAAUUUAACAGUUUAAAUCCCAGUUAUUGUAUGAGUCAAAAGGUAGAAAAGCCAGUACUCUCAGGGCAGCGGAUCAAGACUCGUAAAAGAGAUGAAAAAGAGAAGUAUGACCCUGCAGGUUUCCGAGAUUAUAUACUUGCAGGUCUCAACAAUGCUGGGCCUGACGUAGAAGCUAUUUUCAAAUUUUUAGAUGCGGCAGGAUCUAAAGUUGACUACCGUCGAUAUGGCGAAGCCUUAUUCGACAUCCUCAUCGCGGGAGGUCUGCUGGUUCCCGGUGGAUCAAUCGCUCAGGAAGGAGACAAAUUAUGUAAAACAAAUGUAUGCGUCUUUGAGGCACCGGCUGAUUUGCCUUCGUUGAGAGAAUUCGAACAGGUAUUUGUUAAGUUAAUGAGACGGUACAAGUACCUGGAGAAGAUGUUCGAUGAAGAAAUUAAAAAAAUAUUAGUGUUCAUCAAGGGUUUCAAUGAAGAAGAAAGAAUCAAAUUGGCUAGGAUGACAGCACUGUGGAUUUGCAAUGGAUCUGUGCCGCCAACCACUCUACAGGUCCUGAUCAACGAACAUCUCGUCAAAGAUUGUCUUGCCUUGGAUUUUCUACUCGAAGUUUUUGAAACAUGGAAGCAAGAAAAAGGACUCACAAGUUUAAUAGCAGCCCUUAAAAAAGGCGGCCUUGAAAGACGUUUAUUGGAAUUUGUCCCUCCCAACAAACGCACUGAGGAAUUUUUCCGCACUGCCUUGGAAAGUAGAGGUUUAGCAGACAUUGUCAAAUUCCACAUGGCACAGGCAAAUGAAAAGGCUAAACGCUGCCUGCAAGAACAAUUAGCCGAAGACUUGGCCGAAGAACGUCCUAUUAAAGACAUAAUUAGUGACGUCAAAGACACAGCAGCAAAAAAUAUGAUUCCUGAAAAUGAAGUUAUCACUCUGAUUUGGUCAACUGUAAUGGCUCAAGCUGAGUGGAACAAAAAAGAGGAAUUAGUUGCUGAUCAGGCUUUGAAGCAUCUCAAGCAAUUCUCACCUCUCUUCGCUGCCUUUGCGACUACAACUCGUUCUGAGCUUGCGCUAAUGCUCAAGAUUCAAGAGUUCUGUUAUGAAAACAUGAAUUUCAUGAAAAUCUUCCAGAAAAUAAUUAUCCUAUUUUAUAGAACUGAUGUGAUAUCUGAAGAAGUCAUCCUCAAAUGGUACAAGGAAGGUCAUUCAAUGAAAGGGAAACACUUAUUCCUCGAACAAAUAAAGAAAUUUGUGGAAUGGCUUCAGAGUGCUGAAGAAGAGUCUGAAUCAGGAGAAGAGGACGACUAAUUUGUUCACAAUCCAGAUAUCAGUGAUUCAUUGCUGUGCGAAUAAAUCUUUCUUACCCUGUAAUUUUACAUCCAAAAUCACUAAUUUUUUUUAUCAUAAAACAUUAUUUUAGUCUAGCAGAUACAUUUUAUUUAUUAUUUUUUUAUUUUUUUAAAACUGAAUGUAAACUUCGUCAUGUUCAAGCAGGUGAGUCAAACCGUGUUUGUUAGCGAUCCUCUCCCUCUUUAUGCUGCAUAUUUCGCAUAAUAUCAUCGUAUAUUUUAUCACUAAUGUAAAAAUUUGAAUAGAAGGAGAAGAAGAGUGACUUAAAACUAUAUUUUUGUUUGCUUUAUUCUUGUUUUCUUCAUCUCCUUUUGUUUUCCCCCCUCCCUUUCUUUGUAUGUUAUACAAUUAUCGUAUUCUGUAAGUCAGUUUUACUUCAACGAACCCUAAAUGAAUAGGUGAAACUUCCGAUUUGGGUGCAGGUGUUAUUUUAAUUGAGUUCUUUGUUAGGUGUAAUUUUUAUUAUUCCUAUACCUUUCUAUUUAUUUAUUUAUUUAUUAUUUUUUUCUGUAAUUUUUUUAUCUGAUCAUUUUUUGGGCAACCAAUCAAUAGCUAUAGUCUUUUGUCACAAUUUUUUUUCUUUUUCUUUUCUGGCUUUCAAACGUAUUUGUUUGCGUUCAAUCAUCGAAUCAAUUUUUGAUGAAGUUUAUAUUUAAGACCAUGAUCCACUCUGUAUGACUCUUAAACAUUGUAAAAACAUGAAAAAAAGGGAAAAAAAGAUGAGAAAAUAGAAAAAAAAUGUAUAACUGUUUUUAUGAUAAUAUAUUUUGAUACUGAAAAUUUGAA
Molecule: messenger RNA, 2312 nt
Organism: Bemisia tabaci
Lineage: Eukaryota; Metazoa; Arthropoda; Insecta; Hemiptera; Aleyrodidae
Gene: kra
Product: basic leucine zipper and W2 domain-containing protein kra
Cellular component (GO): membrane; cytoplasm
Molecular function (GO): protein binding
Source: RefSeq, a predicted model, not a curated record